This is a messenger RNA of Seminavis robusta, 1840 nucleotides long. NCBI's taxonomy places the organism in Eukaryota, Bacillariophyta, Bacillariophyceae, Naviculales, Naviculaceae. The record is from the annotation of a GenBank genome assembly.
CUCUCGAGAUCUUCAACCUCUCUUCAUUCCACUUCCUCGUCUUCCCUCGGUUUGUGAGCCUGUUUUUGAAGGCUGCAAUGGCAGACAAUAGCAAGAAGAAGAACAAGACCCCCCAACAACGAAUCCAACUGGAAGGAGAGCCGUCGAUAUGUUCUUUGAAGAAUCUGCAAGUGCUGCUACCCCAAGAUAUUCGAGAUCAUUUGGAUGGCCAAGAUGGGACAACAACAACAACCAAUGGAUCCAAGAAGAUGGAUCAGAUUCUAGAGGCCAUGAAAAUCCCCCCGGCUGCCACUGUGUGUCGAGUGAACCUUAUCCAAGGCACACGGGAGGAAAUCCAGGCCGAGUUGGAGGCAGAAUUGAAGCGUCUCGAUUUGCAGGACGCAUUCUCGGUACAACCCGAUUCAAUUUUGGACGAUGUUUUGCAAGUUGUGGCCAAUACUACCGAGACACCAACCAAAAAUCUUCAUCUCGCUGGUCCGGUGGAAGAUCCCCAAGCCCCGUUGGUAUUUCCCACUUGGCCGUCCCGUCAAACUCUAGGAUGGCCUCUGAAACAUCGAGCCGUGAUUGUGGAUCGAUUCUGUGGAGAAGCCGUCUUGCGAGGAUCUCAUAUUUUUGUCAAGGGCAUUAUGUGUGCCGAUAAGGGGAUCCAAGAGGGUGAAACCAUUGCGGUCUAUGCCGAUGUCCGAUCGACAAUUAGCAAGAAUCGACGAAUCAAACGAGGAUACUUUCUGGAGCAGUAUCGCAAUCGACUCUGUGUCUAUCUCGGAUUGGGAGUGGCCAUGUUCCAGCGCAGUGAUUUCUUUCGGCUCGAAAAAGGAGUGGGCAUUCGAAUGACACCCCAUGCUCGCGUGGGACCCAUGUUACCACCCAUUUCGGGCAUCCUUCCUUCCAAAGUGUACUUUCAAAACUUACCCUCUGUUUUGGUCGCUCGGGCUUUGGAUCCAAAACCGGGCCAUGUCAUUAUCGACAUGUGUGCGGCUCCCGGUGGCAAAACCAAUCAUGUGGCCAGUUUGGUUCGAAACAAUGCCACUAUCGUGGCGUGUGACAAGAGUCGGAAGAAGAUGAUUGCCGCGCAACAAAUGUUUCGGGAUAUGGGGGCCACUUGUAUCACUGCCUUGGCGCUCAAUACGACCGAUUGUGUGGUCCGCGACAACAACAGUGAAUGGCAAAGUGUGACCAACGUGCUCAACGCGGCACAACGAGCCCCGGACGGAUUGCUGGAUGUGACUGGUUUUUACCCUGAAUCCUUUGAUCGCGUGUUACUGGAUCCUCCCUGUAGUGCCUUGGGGUUGCGGCCGAAACUCCAAGUGGUCCAUACCAAACUGGCGGAACUACAGGACGCGUGUGCCUAUCAACGAAAGUUCAUUCGGGAGGCGGUGCAACUGUUAAAGCCAGGAGGGAUCAUGACAUAUAGCACUUGUACGUUCAAUGCGGACGAGAACGAACGAAUGGUACGGCACAUAUUGAGUGAAUACGAGACACUGGAGCUGUUGCCGGUCCUAGGCGGAGAGAAUUCGUCCAUUGCACUUGGGCAGCCGGGGUUGGCGGGGAUGGGGUUGAAUGACGAGGAACGGGGAUAUGUAAGGAGGUUUGAUCCUUUGCCGAGCGAAGCGGGGUGUGAUACGAUUGGAUUCUUUGUUGCCAAGUUUCGAAAGAGACAAGUCAGUUGAAUUUCAAUGCGUGAACUUGUUGGGAUUGAAAGGGCCAGACCAAGGGGGUUGCUACUGCUCCGGUGGGUACAUCGGGAACCAAGCAAAAAAUAGAGAAGAGACGUGACGUAAUGAUAUCGAAUAAAGGAAGCUAGCAGUUUUGUAUUGCUUUUAUCAUAGUGAACUUGAUG